Molecule: messenger RNA, 2182 nt
Organism: Trichomonas vaginalis G3
Lineage: Eukaryota; Parabasalia; Trichomonadida; Trichomonadidae
Product: keratin-associated protein family
Exons: 1
Source: RefSeq, a predicted model, not a curated record
AUGAGUAUAGCUGCAUAUGCGUAUGAAGCUGACAGAGCUAAACGUUUAUAUUUUGGUCAAUACUCUCUCACACUUACUGACAAAUAUAUUGUUAUCACUGAUGGAAAUACUGAGAAAUACAUAACAUGGAAGGACUAUGAAAAGUUUGACCCUAUUUUAACUCCAUGUACUAUGCCGUUUAUAAAGGACGGUGAAAUUAUUGAAAAAGAUAAUACAACCGUAUAUAGGUCUGUUUAUGAAGCAUUAGAAUAUAUGUUGAAUCAUAACCCAAAAAGAUUUGACCCAAGCACUACACCAUGUGCAAUGCCUUUUAUUAAGGACGGUGAAAUCGUAAGAGUUCCGGAUUCAACGGUUUACACAGCUGUUCAAAACAGUUUACAAAACAUUUUAGCGAAUAUCUUUAAUUCAGAAACUACAGAAAUAAAAUUACCGUAUAUAACAGAUGCUAAAGAAAUUAAAUCAAAAACGACAACAUUAUUUACGUCACUUAAUGAUUUAAUGACUUAUAUCAUUAAUACUCCUUCUCCGACUACGGCAUUUGAUCCAAACACAACGGUUUGCAGUGUUCCUUUCAUAAACGAUAACUCAGUAAUUGAGUUAAGGGAGUCAGUAGUUAAUGAAUCAUUAAAGGCGUCAUUAAUGAAAAUCAUUGAUUUUAACUCAUUCACGAAUACAUAUAAUUCAUUCAUUAAUGUUUCAUACACUUCUAAAGAAGGUGAGCCAAAAACUAUUGAUAAAGCGGUGUAUGAAAUAAAAGCAUCAACGACGAAAUUGAAUUCGUUAACUUUUGACAGUGAUAGUUUCGUUAACAGCAUAACAUCAGGGAAAACAAUUUUAACGAAAGAAUAUUUAAAAUCUCAUGUUAGUGAGUUCGUUGAAAUUGAAAAAGAAGGUGGAAUUAAGUUUGAUCCACUGAAUUUCAUUUUCAGCUUAGCGAAUGCGGGCAUUAGUUCUGCGGAAUGGACAACAAUACAGAGUGAAAUAAAUGCAAUAUGGACGUUUUUGGGGUCAAAAGCGGGAAUGAGUGAGCUUGUAAAUGCUGCAAGAACAUUAGGUGAAACAGGAAAUUUUGUUGAUGGUUUUAAAAGACUUGUUUCAAAUGUUUUAACAAACACAAAGAAAUUAUUUAGAUAUACCGUACAUAACGGACGGAUUUUCGAACAGAUAGCAACAAACCAUCCGGUUAUGGCUGCGUUGAUGAUGGCUAGAGAUAUAAAACCACGUAACGACGGGAACGAAGAACAUGAACAACAGGAUACUGGUCGGGUUAUUCGAGACAUUAAAAACGUGUAUCCUGAAGUUAUUGAUUUAUUUAGAGGAGUUAAUGAUUCAAUUUCAAAACAUUCUAUAACCCUCGAUGAAGGGAAUAAAUUAACAGAUUAUAUAUUCGUCAUUAUUGCAGAAUUAAUGAAGAGAAUAAAUGAAAAAGGAAUUGGUGAUAUCAUUAAUGUCAGCGAUGUAAUGAUGAAAAGAAAUUUUGACUCAUUAUUUACAAAACCGAAAACAGAAUAUAGUCUUUAUGACGUAAUUACCGAAUUAAUGAAAAAGAUUAAUGAUAAUAAGAGUUCUGGUGGAAGAGUUGAAUUAGAAGUGAAUGAUGUUAAUGAGAAAUUAGCCGAAAAAGCAGACAAAAAUGAGCUUUUAGCUCUGAGUGAUAAAGUCAAGAACCACGUUCAUUAUAUAACUUCAGACGAACAGAUUAUAACGGACUACCAUGGAUAUUUAACACGAAGUGAUGAAGUGAAGACGGAAGACCCCAAUGAAAGAAGAUAUAAAUACAUUCGUGCUAAAGGUUAUGACAUAAGCUGUACUGUACAGUAUGAUGUAGCUAAAGCACCAGAAGCAUUUGGUUAUAACGAUGAAAUUUAUGCCUCUACUUUCAAUGUUAACGGUGUAUUAGUUGAACCAAGAUUUACUUUGAGAGUUAAGGCAAAAAUAACUUUUGAAAAUGCUAUUAAAAGUAAAGCUGACAAAGUUGAACUUGAAGCAACGAACAAAGUUUUGAUAUCUCAUAAACACAACAUCUCCGAUAUAAAUGAACUUCAAGCUACAUUAAAUAGUAAAGCUGACAAAGAACAUACACAUAAAUCCUUCACUACUGUUAGAGCAGACGACAUAAUAUUGAACUUUGACCUUGGUUCAAGUGCACCAUUAGAAAAUCCAAGUACAAGCGUAAAAGAUA